GGAAAGAAGCAAGUUCGAGUCUCGUCUCUGGUGUCCUUUCUCUCUGGACCUAGAAUCUGUUUCAAUUAAGAGUAGGUGCUGCCCCUUCUUUUCUUCUUCGGGAGCAACUGGAAGAGAAAGUCAUUAUCCCAGAAUAUCUUGGAUUACAUUGAAGUUUACAGUGUUGUCAUAUAUUAAGAUUACAGUUUGAGAUAAGCAGAACAAAUAUUUAAGAAUUAAAGUAUAAAAACUACAAACCCAUCCAAACGUCAUGAUGAAUGAAAUGUAUGGAAACACAGCUGAAUGGAAUAUACCAUCUCGAAGGAUUAAUUUUACAGAUGAGCGUCCAAAAGAUACAGGAAAAACAUACCACUGUGAUAUCUGUAAAAAGUCAUUCUCUCGUAGGGGGAACCUCACAACUCACAGACGGAUUCACACAGGAGAGAAACCAUAUGAUUGUGACGUCUGUGGUAAAUCAUUCUCGAAAAGUAAUAAUUUAUCUAGUCACAAACGAAUUCAUACCGGGGAGAAGCCAUAUCAAUGCGAUAUCUGUUAUAAAUCAUUUUCUAAGGGAAGUAAUUUAACUGAACACAAACAUAUUCAUACAGGAGAGAGACCAUAUCACUGUGCUAUCUGUGGUAAAUCAUUCUCAAAAGUUGGUGACUUGGCUACACACACCCGCAUUCAUACUGGAGUGAAGCCAUAUCAGUGUGACGACUGUGGCAAAUCGUUCUCCAAAAGUGAUAACUUGACUAAUCACAAACGAAUUCAUACAGGGGAGAAACCAUAUCCAUGUGAUAUCUGUGGCAAAUCAUUCUCAAAAGUAAGCAACUUAACUGAACACAGACAUAUUCAUACAGGAGAGAAACCAUAUCACUGUGAUAUUUGUGAUAAAUCAUUUUCUAAAAGUAGUAAUUUAACUAGUCACAAACGUAUUCACACAGGUGAGAAGCCAUAUCAUUGUGAAAUCUGUGGUAAAUCAUUUUCCAAGGGAUGUAACCUAACUAAACACAAACUUAUUCACAAUUACACAUGUAUUUAAUCAUUCAGAAAAGAACUACCAGUAAUUUCCUCUGGUGACAUAAUUUACCUUUGUAAUGAUUUUAAUAAAAAGUUUUAUUUUUUCAGAAUAU
Messenger RNA from Octopus bimaculoides (California two-spot octopus), 1112 nucleotides. RefSeq lists its product as uncharacterized. The record is from RefSeq and is a predicted model, not a curated record. Gene Ontology annotation, molecular function: DNA-binding transcription repressor activity, RNA polymerase II-specific; RNA polymerase II cis-regulatory region sequence-specific DNA binding. Gene Ontology annotation, cellular component: nucleoplasm. Gene Ontology annotation, biological process: regulation of cytokine production; negative regulation of transcription by RNA polymerase II; regulation of immune system process. NCBI's taxonomy places the organism in Eukaryota, Metazoa, Mollusca, Cephalopoda, Octopoda, Octopodidae.